Messenger RNA from Musa acuminata subsp. malaccensis (wild Malaysian banana), 1312 nucleotides. RefSeq lists its product as uncharacterized. Lineage: Eukaryota; Viridiplantae; Streptophyta; Magnoliopsida; Zingiberales; Musaceae. The record is from RefSeq and is a predicted model, not a curated record.
CUUAUCCAUAUAUGUUGGUGGCUACCGACACGUUGAUGCAAUCAAAUGGCCGUGGGAGUCUCGACGGCGCCAAUCCCCACCAUAAUUCUCCGCCAUCGUCUCUGCGUUCCUCUCUCUCCUUCCGCCUCGUCUCCGGCGAGCCUCCCCUUUCUCCGCCCUCAAAGUAGGCAACGCUCUCCGGUCUCGAUGUCGCGCGCUGGCGAUUCCUCCUCUUCCUCCUCCUCCGCCUCUUGUCCACCUACCGGAAUACUAAAUGAUGGUGGACUAAAAAUAACAUCUCCUGGUGUAAUUGGACAAAAUGAUUUAUUAAUUGUGGGACCCGGUGUUCUUGGUCGCAUCGUGGCUGAGAAGUGGCAUAAGGAACAUCCAGCUUGUCAGAUUUUUGGAUACACGAUGACCACAGAUCAUCAUGAUGAAUUGAUCAAGCUUGGGAUCAUUCCUUCUUUGAAGAAAUCAGAGCCUACUAACAAAUUUCCUUAUGUUAUAUUCUGCGCGCCUCCAACUCGGACCCCAGAUUACCCUGGUGAUGUCAGAUUAGCAGCAUCAAACUGGAGUGGUGAAGGUUCUUUCCUGUUUACAUCAAGUUCUGCCGUAUAUGAUUGCAGCGAUAACGGUUUUUGUAAUGAGGACUCUCCUGUGGUGCCUGUUGGUAGAAGUCCGCGGACUGAUGUCCUUCUAAAAGCAGAAAAGGAAGCUCUCGACAUUGGGGGGUGUGUUGUAAGGCUAGCAGGGCUAUAUAAAGAAGAUAGAGGUGCUCAUGUGUAUUGGUUGGAUAAAGGAACGGUUGAUGCUCUUCCGGAUCAUGUACUAAACCUUAUCCAUUAUGAGGAUGCUGCUUCCCUUUCAAUCGCAAUCAUGAAAAAGAAGCUUCGAGGUCGAGUCUUCCUCGGCUGUGACAAUCAUCCUUUAUCGAGGCAGGAAAUUAUGGAUCAUGUGAACCGAAGUGGAAAGUUCAGCAAGAAGUUCUUGGGAUUUACAGGAACCGAUGGUCCAUUGGGGAAGAGGAUGAAUAACUCAAAAACUCGUGCCGAGAUUGGAUGGGAACCAAAAUUCACAAGCUUUCCCCAAUUUCUGAAUUUGCUAUGAUCUUCACCCCUUUUUCUUGCCAUUUUUCAGUUUUUUUUUUAUUCUUUCAGAUGAUUUCGAUCUGUUGUGUAAAAAGAAAGCAAUUUAAUUUCCCCUUCUCUUAAAUGGGUAGAUGAGUGUUCUUCCUGUUGUCAAUACCCAGUAAGAAGCCUGUUACUGAUGGUCAUACUUGUGGAUUUCUGUGUGCACAUUGAUCAAUAAGUUGCUCUCCUGUCUUAGGACUUGA